Molecule: messenger RNA, 2001 nt
Organism: Acanthopagrus latus (yellowfin seabream)
Lineage: Eukaryota; Metazoa; Chordata; Actinopteri; Spariformes; Sparidae
Gene: rpusd2
Product: RNA pseudouridine synthase domain containing 2
Exons: 3
Coding region: 48-1805 (585 amino acids)
Biological process (GO): pseudouridine synthesis
Molecular function (GO): RNA binding; pseudouridine synthase activity
Source: RefSeq, a predicted model, not a curated record
GUCAUCACUGCGCGACUUAAACGACAAGGACCUCUAGCUUGAGAGUAAUGCACGUGAGUUUGUUGAGCAGAGGCUCGAUAAAAUGUCAUUUUUCGUCUUCCCUUUAUAGUGACGUUAACAGACGUGUCAUUAAUAAAGUAAAACACAGCAUUAGUUCACGUUGCUGCGUUUAUCCUCCCCUGAAUCCUUCUCUUUCGUCACGGUGUCAACAGAGCAGCUCGGCGAUGGAGCAGGCAGCCGUCGUCCCUGAACCACCGGCGGAGGUAAACAGCGCGCUGUCAGAGGAGAAAACCGCGGAGAAAGAGGCACCAGAGACAGGCAAACGCAAAAGCGACGAGCCGCACGAAGCCGAGGGAAAGGAGCGACGGAAGCGGCGGAGAGGAGGCGGCGGGAAGAACCUCCGUCGGGGCGAGAGAUACAUCCCCCCUCCGCAGAAGCGGAACCCGGGGGUCAGCUUCAGCCAGGAGCACUUCGACGAGACCUCCUACUACUUUGAAGGAGGCCUGCGAAAAGUGUGCCCGUACUUCUUUGACUUCAAGACUUACUGCAAAGGUCGGUGGAUCGGGAAAACCCUCCUGGAGGUGUUCAAGAGUGAAUUCAGAACCGAGUCUAUAGAGUACUACGAGAAGGCCGUCAAGGAGGGUCGCAUCCGGCUGAACGAGACACCUGUGGAGGACCUGUCUGUGGUGCUCAGGAAUAAUGAUCUCAUGAAGAACACCGUGCACCGCCAUGAGCCCCCUGUAGUCUGCACUCCCCUGGAGAUUCUUGCGGACGACGGUGAGGUGCUUGUGGUUAACAAGCCCGCCUCUAUCCCCGUCCACCCUUGUGGCCGCUUCCGCCACAACACAGUGAUUUUCAUCCUGGGGAAAGAGCGGGGCGUCUCUGAGCUGCACACUGUCCACAGACUGGACAGGCUGACAUCUGGAGUGCUGCUUUUUGCAAGGACACUGGAGACCUCAAAGAAACUGGACCAGUUGGUGCGAGACAGACAGCUGGAAAAGGAGUACGUAUGCAGAGUAGAAGGGGAGUUUCCAGAGGGGGAGCUGAUCUGCGAGGAGCCCAUUCUGGUUGUUUCCUUUAAAAUUGGCCUCUGCAGGGUUGACCCGAAAGGAAAGGAGUGCAGAACCGUCUUCCAGAGGCGUAGCUUUAAUGGAAAAACCAGCGUGGUCCACUGUCUGCCCCUGACUGGCCGCACACACCAGAUCAGGGUCCACCUCCAGUACUUGGGCUUUCCCAUCAUUAAUGAUCCCAUCUAUGGGUCCUCAGCCUGGGGUCCUCAGAGGGGGAAGGGGGGCCUGGUAGAAAAGAGUAACGAGGAGCUGCUGCAGGCUCUGGUAGAGGAGCAUCGCUCUCAGGAAAGCCUUCACAUGCUGGAUAUUCCCGAUGAUGUGAUCGUGAUUGGAAAAGAGUUAGAGGAAGUGAAGACGUCUGGGAAAGCAGAUGAAUUGGAAGGCACCUCUGAACCUAACACAAGCAAAGAAAUUAAUCAUACACAGACUGAUACACAGGUGCCAACAAGCAGUGAAAUGGGGAAUCUGGGCUGCACAGAUAUAAACCCUAAGAGUACCCCACUUACAUCCCCAACCAACUCAAACGGAAGUCAAACAGAAGCGACUGACUCGACUCCCAAAACUCCUUUAGGGACCAGAGACCACCUGUGCAGUGAAUGUAAGCUGGUACGACUGGAUCCUACGGAGAAGGAACUCGUCAUGUAUCUCCACGCUUUACGCUACAAAGGACCUGAUUUUGAUUAUUCCACGAGCUUACCUGACUGGGCUAAAGAAGACUGGGUGGAAGCUGAUUAGAGCCCACUUGAGUUGACCUUAUGAUAUGUUUUGCAGACGUUUAAAAGCCUGAGCAGAAAUCAUUCAAGAGGUUUUGUUUUUAGCAUUUGCUAAGUAGCAUACUGUUUGAAUUUCUUUAGCUCCAAGCUUUAUGCCUUAAACAAAAAAUGGAAAACAGAAUUGUUUAAUUAAAAUUUUACUUGGGGAACUGUUUUAA